This is a messenger RNA of Tribolium castaneum (red flour beetle), 5270 nucleotides long. It is a transcript of the gene Oseg2, whose product is annotated as Outer segment 2. The record is from RefSeq and is a predicted model, not a curated record. NCBI's taxonomy places the organism in Eukaryota, Metazoa, Arthropoda, Insecta, Coleoptera, Tenebrionidae. Gene Ontology annotation, biological process: intraciliary transport. Gene Ontology annotation, molecular function: protein binding. The transcript has 13 exons. Gene Ontology annotation, cellular component: intraciliary transport particle B; axoneme; ciliary basal body. The coding region runs from base 66 to 5270 and encodes 1734 amino acids.
GGUUACGAUAUAAAUAACAACAAAACGACAAGCAAUAAUUUUUUGUUAAAAGUGUUAAAAGCUAAAUGCAAUUGAAAUAUCUCCAAACAGUGCUUGAAGCACAGGAUGGUGAGGCGAAAAUUAUGGGCUUGUGUUGGGCCCCCAAUAACCAGAAAUUGGCGGUGGCGACGUCUGAUAGACAGAUUUUGCUUUUUGACGCUAAAGGGGAGAAAAGGGAUCGUUUUUCGACAAAACCGGGGAAUCCCGAGGCUGGGAAAAAGUCGUAUGUUGUGAAAGGGAUUGCUUUUAGUCCUGAUUCGACUAAAUUAGCGGUGGCUCAAAGUGAUUGUAUUGUCUAUGUUUAUAAGUUGGGGGAGAAAUGGGGCGAGAAAAAGGCGAUUUGCAACAAAUUUCCCCAACCUUCGCCUGUAAUUUGCAUUCUUUGGCUCGCAACAGGGCCAAUUAUUUGCGGAUUGGCUGAUGGUAAAGUUCGUGCACUUCAAACGAAAACAAAUAAAUCGCAAAGUCUUUUCGCAUCUGAUAGUUUAGUCGUGUCACUAUGUUCGAAUGCCAAAGGCACUGGUUUUCUUUCGGGUCAUGUUGAUGGUAACGUAAUUCGAUUUUAUGUCACAAGUGACUAUGGAGAGGAUGAGGCUCAAGGUCGUGUUAUCCUUUAUUCGGUGCCUCCUUGUGCUUUAGCAUGGGCACAAGGACAUAUUUUUGUGGCUGGAUGUGAGAAACGAGUCUCGGUUUAUAAUAAUAAUGGAAAGUUGGUGAAAAAUUUCGAUUAUAGUAAAGAUGAGAGUGAGCAUGAGUUUACAGUGGCGACUUGUAGUCCAAGUGGACAGGCCGUUGUUAUGGGUAGUUUCAAUCGCUUGAGACUGUACAUUUGGAAUACACGCCGAAAUAUCUGGGAGGAAACUCCAUCCAAAGAAAUAAAAAAUUUAUAUUCUGUUAGUGCAUUGGCUUGGAAAAAAGAUGGUUCAAGAAUGACUUGUGGUGGCUUAUGUGGUGUUGUAAUGCUAUUUGAAUCGGUUUUAAAACGAACAGUUUGGAAAGAUAAAUUUGAAAUAACAUACGUUGGUCCAAGCCAAGUCCUUAUAAAACCACUCGAAAGCAUCAAAAGCAACGAAAACGGAAUUAUAAUAAAAUCACAACACGGUGGUGAAAUCGAAGAUGUGAAAAUAAUGGGCAAGGAUUUUUAUCUCGUUGCUCGAACUGAUGAAACUUUAUUAGUGGCCGAUUUACAAAGAAAUUUAUUAAGUGAAGUUCCUUGGAAUAAUUCAGGACGACAUGAAAAAUUCUACUUUGAUUAUGCGAGCGUUUGUUUGGUUUUUAACGCUGGUGAAUUAACACUCAUUGAAUAUGGAGAUGAUCAAGUUUUGUGUUCGGUGCGAACCGAAUUUGCAAAUCCGCAUUUAAUUAGUGUACGUUUAAACGAACGCAUUUCAACAAGUGAUAAUAAAAAAUUAGCUUAUUUGUUGGAUUUGAAGACGAUUUGUAUCGUUGAUUUAUUGAAUGGGGUGUUAAUAAUGCAAGUGACGCACGAUUCGAAAAUUGAUUGGUUAGAGUUGAAUGAAACCGGACAUAAAUUGUUGUUUCGGGAUAAGAAACAGAGAUUAAUUUUAGUCGAUACAACUACUCAAAACAAGCAGUGUAUUUUUACGGGUGUUAGUUUUGUUCAAUGGGUUGAAGGUAGUGAUGUAGCUGUGGCUCAAGCCAAUACGAGUUUAGCUAUUUGGUAUAAUAUUGAAAUGCCUGAAAAUCCCACAAUAAUGAGUGUUAAGGGUGAUGUUACCGAUGUUGUGAGGAAUAAUGGUAAAACCGAAGCGGUUUGUAUUGAUGGGAAUAAUGUUUAUAAUUUGGAAUUGGAUGAAGGACUUGUCGAGUUUGGUACAGCAAUCCACGAUAAUGACUAUGCAAGAGCCGUUCUUUUCCUCGAAUCAAUGGGUAAUUCCCCGGAAGCUUCAGCAAUGUGGCACAACUUGUCAACAAUUGCCUUAAAAGAACACAAUUUACAAUUAGCCGAACGUUGUAAUGCAGCUUUAGGUAAUGUAGCAACUGCACAUUUCCUACGUGAAACGAUUGAAAAAUCAACAAAUGAAGAAGAAAGUCCGGAAAUUUGGGCACGUUUAUCAAUCUUAAACGGUGAUUUAACAACAGCCGAAAAUAUUUUUUUGGAACAAGGUGAUAUUGAAAAUGCUUUAAAUAUGUACAAAAAAUUACACAAGUGGGAUGAAGCUUUACGUUUAGCUGAACAACGUGGUUAUGAUAAGUUGAAACAAUUACAAGAUGAACAUAUGUCUGUUCUUUUGCAAAGUGGGCAAUUUGAAAAGGUUGGACAAGUUCUAGAGAAGGAAAAUAAGUUUGAACAAGCUUUAAAUAUGUAUAUUAAGUCAGGGAAAUUAUUACGAGUACCGUCACUAGUAUUAAAAAAUGAAGUGCUUUUGAAAGAUCAUGCCUUAAUAGCCACGGUUUUGAAAAAUUUGGUUAAACAUGAAAUGUUUGAAGCUGCAGCUGAAAUUUACGAAAGAUUGGACAAAAUUGAUCUUGCAAUGGAAUGUUACCGUAAAGGAAAAGUUUGGAAUAAAGCUGUGGAUUUAGCUCGUGAGGUAAGUCCAGACAAAGUUGUUGAUUUGGAGGAAGAAUGGGGCGAUAGUUUGGUCGAAAGUAAACAAUUAGAUGCUGCCAUAAGUCACUUUAUUGAAGCUGGACGCACUUUGAAGGCUUUAGAUACGGCAGUUUUAGCCAAACAAUGGAAAAAAGCCGUUCAUAUAAUUCGAGUAAUUGAUGAUCAAGAGUCGGUGAAAAAAUAUUACGAUACUAUUGCUGGUUAUUUUGCAAAAAAUCGUGAUUUUGCAACAGCUGAGAAACUUUAUGUUUCGUCUGGAAUGUAUAAAGAGGCGGUUGAUAUGUAUAAUGAGGCCGGACAUUGGGAGAAAGCACAUAAUUUAGCAUCACAAUAUCUGGAACCGGAUGAAGUUGCCGAUAUGUAUAUCAAAAAAGCGGCCCAACUUGAGGAAAAUGGUAAAUUUCGCGACGCUGAACGUUUGUACAUUUCGGUAAAUUCCCCGGAUUUGGCAAUCGCAAUGUAUAAAAAAGUCGAACAAUACGAUAACAUGGUCCGACUUGUGGAAAAAUACCACCCUGAUUUACUACAAACAACCCAUUUGCAUUUGGGUCAACAAUUGGAAAGUCAGGGGAAAUACCGAGCUGCUGAGAUUCACUAUUUGGCUGUGAGCGAAUGGAAAGCUGCAAUGAAUAUGUAUCGAAGUUUGGGUUUAUGGGAGGAAGCGUAUCGAGUGGCUAAACAAAAUGGCGGAUCAAUGGCGGCAAGUCAAGUUGCAUUUUUAUGGGCGAGGACUUUACCGAUUGAUUCGGCCAUUAAAUUGUUGAAUAAGUAUGGAAUUUUGGAUGCUUGUGUUAAUUACGCGUGUGAAACGUAUCAGUUUGAUUUUGCGUUUCAAUUGUGUAAGAAUUUGCCUAGUAAGGUCACUGAAGUCCAUUACAAAUACGCAAUGGCACUAGAAGAUGACGGAAAAUUCAAUCAAGCCGAAUCAGAAUUUAUCUUAGCCGAAAAACCAAAAGAAGCAGUUUUAAUGUACAUUCAUUCAAAAAAUUGGAUCAAUGCUCUACGUAUUGCUGAAACUUACGAACCUGCUUCAGUUCCUGAAGUUUUACAAGCACAAGCGGCUCAAUGUUUCCACGAUAAACAAUUUCAGGAGUUUGAAGUGUUGUUAUUACGAGCACAAAUGCCCGAAUUAAUCGUACAAAAAUAUAAAAGUGCAGAUAUGUGGGUUGAUGCCUUACGAGUGUGUAAAGAUUAUCUCCCACAUCUUUACCCAACUUUACAAUCUGAAUAUAGCAAUUCACAUCAUAAUAAAAUGUCUGAUGUUAAUAUUGAGACACUUUUAUCCAAAGCAAAUGAAUGGGCCUUAGCUGGACAACACAAACAAGCAAUUGAUUGCCUUUUACAAGUCAAUACAACUAUUACUGAACCUUCAAUAGUUAAAAGGGCACUUUUGAGGGCUGCCGAUAUGGUUAAUAAGUUUUUGUUUGGUCCGGAAGCACUUGAUAUAAUUAAGGUUUUGUCACCACGUUUGAGCGAAAUUGGGGAACAUGGUGUAGCUGCACAACUUUAUAUUAGUAUGGAUAUGAUGAAGGAAGCUAUUGAUACUCUGAUUGUUGCCGAAGAGUGGAAUAAGGCGAGAAAAGUUGCAAAAGAAUUGGAUCCGGCUUAUGAGAGUUAUGUGGAAAGUAAAUACAAGGAUCGGUUAUUGAAGAAGGGAGAUGUGGAACAACUUGCUGAUGUUGACAUAAUCGGCGCCUUAGAUUUGCUUGCCGAACAAGGCCAAUGGGCCCGAUGUAUUGAAAAAGCCAAAACACACAGCGCCCCCAUAUUACACAAAUAUGUAGCUUUAUAUGCUGCAAAAUUACUCAAAGAUGGUUUCGUAAAAGAAGCUUUAAAUCUUUAUUCAACACAUGGAGCUCCAGCAAUGCCACAAAAUUUCAACAUUUAUAACCACAUUGCUUCGGAAAUGUUUGCUUUAUCGGAUAUUUCAGGACCUGGAAGUUUUGCCGUUUGGGAACAACUCAGACAAAUGCUAUUUGAAAUAAAUGAAGGUUUAGCUGCUAAUACCAACAUGGAAACAAAGCUUCAUUUUAGAAAUUUGUUACUAAUUAGUCACUAUUAUGCACUUCGUACAGCUUGUAGACAAGUACCAUCAUUAAAACCAAUCGGUGUUAAAAUAAGUACCGCAUUAUUACGUUACACUGAUAUAAUACCGGCUGAUAAAGCAUUUUACGAAGCAGGAAAAGACUUGAAAGAGGAAGGUCGAUUGUCGGAAGCUUUCGUUUUUUUGAAUCAUUAUUUAGAUUUGUGUGAAGCGAUCGAAGAAGGUGAAGGACAACUUGUGGAUCAUUCAGAUUUAGUUCAAACUGAUUUUCCAUCAAAUAUUCCACUUCCUGGACGUUUGUAUCUAAGUGAAGACCCACGAGAGCAUGAUAAUGUACGUGAAUGGGUGCUGACAGUGAGCAUGGACCAAAGAAUUGAACAGACGUUGCCUUUGGACGACAGACAGUUAUACGAGAGUUGUUUACAACCAGGGGAACAACCGUGUGUUGUUUCCGGAUAUCCAGUCCGGAAACAAAUUGUAACCUUUGCCAAGUCGAAUUUUCAGGCAAAUAAAGACGUUUGGUCGAAACUGAAUAUGGGUGCGAAAAUGUCGCCCGAGUCAAAUGUUUCGAAUGUUUUGUCGUUUAUUAACAAGUGGUGUGGGACAAGUCAAUAA